AUGAAAGCGCAGGUGGAUGUGGUCUGCUGUAAAUCAGUAGGAACUGAUCUGUCCAUGCUGGAUAUUGAGGAUUUCAUCACAGAAAUCUGUCAGCUGAAGAAAGAGGUGGCUUCACUGGAGGCAAAGCUGAGAGAAAGAGGAGACAAACUGAACAGAGAGGAUGUGGAGCAGGUUUGGGUGCGUGAGACUGAUGGGACAGAAGCUCAGGAUUCAGUCUGGAGCGUCAGAGAUCAGAGAUCCAGAGACACACAGGACUCAGAGCUCAGCCUCACUUUACUCUGUUAUACUGACGCUCAGGAUCAUGAAUCCACUGAUCAAACCUCUGACUGUAACGCUGGAGAACAGCAGAUGCUGCAGACGCCGCUGAAGAUGUGCUCCGUCAAACUGGUGGACUGCAGGAACCUGAUCGAGAGCAGAGGAGAAGAAACCACCGUAAAGGAAGAACCAAACUCUGUAAAGGAAGAACAACACACUGAUGAGGAAGAACAACACACUGAUGAGGAAGAACAACACACUGAUGAGGAAGAACAAGACACUGAUGAGGAAGAACAACACUCUGUAAAGGAAGAACAACACACUGAUGAGGAAGAGGAGGUUUAUGAAGAUCAGAAUAAUGAUGAGGAUGAUGACUUUGUUCCUUCAGAUGACGAAGCUUGUUCAUCUUCUGAUGGAGAAACUGCCUCCACUUCCAAAGAGCAAUGGACAGUGACAGACUGUGGAGAAACAUUGAGCAAGCAUGGUCAUUUAGCAACACAGGAGAUAAAGUACACAAAGCAGAAAGACUUCAGCUGCAACAUAUGCAACAUCAGUUUUCCAACCUUCAAAGAGAAGAGACUUCAUUCAAAAGAGCACAGCGUGAAGAAGGAGUUUCGCUGUGAACAGUGCGGGAAGGAUUUUUUCACCACUCCUUAUAAUAUGAAAGCUCAUAUAAAGACACACGAAGAAAAGUCUCUUCAGUGCAACGAAUGCAACAAGUAUUUCCGCAAUAAACGAGAUCUUUCAAGUCAUAAGAGAAUUCACACGGGUGAGAAACCGUACAAGUGCCCUCAAUGUGAGAAGAGCUUCAGGCAGACAUAUCAUCUGAAGAGACAUCUACUCACGCACAGCAAUGAGAGACCGCAUCAGUGCAAUGAAUGUGGAAAAACUUUUAGAAGCUUAGCUUCAUUAAAUGUACACCAAAAAAUGCACUCUGAUGACAAACCGUAUCAGUGCCCUCACUGUGAGAAGAGCUUCAAAUAUGGAAUCAGUCUAAAGAACCAUGUGUUAAUGCACAAAAAUGAAAGACCGUUUCAUUGCAGUGAAUGUGGGAAAACUUUUACAAACGCAGCUUCUCUUAAGUUACACCGAAAAAUGCACUCUGAUGACAAACCGUUUCAGUGUUCACACUGUGAGAAACGUUUCUAUCAUACGACUCACAGAAAAUCGCAUGAGCGGACUCACACCGGAGAGAAACCAUACCUGUGCUCUGACUGCGGGAAGAGCUUCGCUAGUUCAUUUGCUUUCAAAAUUCAUCAGAGAAGUCACACGGGAGAAAGACCUUAUCCCUGUAGUGAUUGUGGGAAGAGUUUCUAUAAGCUAAAUGACGUAAAACUACACCAGAGGACUCAUACAGGAGAAAAACCUUUUAAAUGCUCACUUUGUGACAAGACUUUCGCCGUAUCAACUUCCCUGAAGACCCAUGAACGAAUACAUACAGGAGAGAAACCUUACUGCUGCUCCAUCUGCGGAGAGAGAUUCGCUUUUAAAUGGAGCUUUCAGAGCCACAAGAAGAAGCACGCUGCUCCAGAAUCAUCAUAGCUUCUUCAGGCAAACUGGCCACUUGGACGUUCUCGAGAAGUCCAGAACAGAUGUCAAUCCAUUUGAUGGCCGUCGGCUUAAGAAAAAGUGUCCGAUUAAGGAAUGUUGAUGGCCAACAAAAGGGGUUGCUAAUGCAAUCUAUAUUUGCUGAUAAAAAAAAUGAAACUUUUCCAAAGGAGAGUGCCUCAUGUUGGCAAGCAAAAGAUGUAAAGAUAAAGGCAGUUGGGGAGAAGCUUAAAGGAAAAAAAGUGAAAAGUUACAUCAUGUUACCUUUGUUCGCCUCUCUCACUAUACAUGGCAUGUAGCCUAUAGCACUGUGGUAAAAUCCCAGGACACCCCUAGCCUGAGCGUCCACUGCUAUUUAUCACUCUGCAUCGUCUGGCAUGAAUAUCCAUUCAUUCAUAAAGAGACCGCAGCGAUUCUACAACGGGUUAAUUUUAGUUCAUACAAUAGGCUAAUACAUUUAUCUCAGUCCUCGGUUGAAAAAAAAAAUAAUUGAAAGCUUUACGUAAUUUGUAAUGGUUUUACUGAUUGUAAUGAAAAUUGUAUUGGUUUUAAUGUAAACUGUAAUAGCGCCUGUUGGUCUCUACUGGUAAUUGGUCGCUUUCUAAUCAUGGCUUUUGUUAAAGCCACUAAAUUCUAAUGUAAUAUGUCCCAAAACACACUUGAGGAAACCAUUAUUUAAUGGUUAAAGGUCCCGUUCUCCGUGAUCCCAUGUUUUAAACUUUAGUUAGUGUGUAAUGUUGUUGUUAGAGUAUAAAUAAUAUCUGUAAAUUCUGAAGCUCAAAGUUCAAUGCCAAGUGAGAUAUUUUAUUUAACAGAAUUCGCCUACAAAAAUCGACCCGUUUGGACUACAUCCCUCUAGUUCCUGCAGUAAUGACGUCACUAAAACAGUUUUUUGACUAACCUCCGCCCAUGUGAAUUCACAAAAAGGGGGGCGUGGCCUUGUUGCGCUCCGACGGAGAAGAGGAAGAGCUGCGUUUGUGUUUGUCGCCAUGUCGUCGAAACGCUGUUAUUUUCAUCUCGGAGUCCAAUCACCUUUGUUUGGCCUUCCCAGGUAUGCUGUACUUAGAGAUCAAUGGUUACAAUUUAUGUUUAACUCGGUUCCCGAAAAUUAUAAUCCACAUGUAAAACUAUGUGCAGCACAUUUUG
Carassius carassius (crucian carp) is the source of this 2949-nucleotide messenger RNA. RefSeq names its product zinc finger protein ZFP2-like. Gene Ontology annotation, biological process: regulation of transcription by RNA polymerase II. The record is from RefSeq and is a predicted model, not a curated record. NCBI's taxonomy places the organism in Eukaryota, Metazoa, Chordata, Actinopteri, Cypriniformes, Cyprinidae. The coding region runs from base 1 to 1797 and encodes 598 amino acids. Gene Ontology annotation, molecular function: RNA polymerase II cis-regulatory region sequence-specific DNA binding; DNA-binding transcription factor activity. The transcript is spliced from 3 exons.